This is a messenger RNA of Schizosaccharomyces japonicus yFS275, 3533 nucleotides long. RefSeq names its product ubiquitin carboxy terminal hydrolase. Lineage: Eukaryota; Fungi; Ascomycota; Schizosaccharomycetes; Schizosaccharomycetales; Schizosaccharomycetaceae. The transcript has 7 exons. The record is from RefSeq and is a predicted model, not a curated record. Gene Ontology annotation, cellular component: cytoplasm; PAN complex. Gene Ontology annotation, molecular function: poly(A)-specific ribonuclease activity; nucleic acid binding. Gene Ontology annotation, biological process: nuclear-transcribed mRNA catabolic process, deadenylation-dependent decay; nuclear-transcribed mRNA poly(A) tail shortening. The coding region runs from base 201 to 3446 and encodes 1081 amino acids.
GUUGAACCCUGAGAACCGAUAAUUCCGUCGGCAUUCAAACGGAACUAACGCUAAAUGAGAACCAUCGAACAGUCUAAACGAUAAAGCAUCGUUCUCUUUGUAAAAGAAAGUGGUAUGGCUGAUUCUCUUCUUCCAUCAACUCCCAUUACUUGCUCAAGCACCACCUCGUGCAAACUCAGUUCCUUUACUGGGCUUGAGUCAUGAAUUCAUGGAAAAGUAUUGGUAUAUAUAAUGAAGGGGAUCCUUCUUCAGCUGGUGCUUUAAGCGCAAUUUCUUUUGAUCCGUUUUAUGAAUUGCUAUGGACUGGUUUUGAAAAUGGUCAAAUAAAAUCGAGUUAUGGUCCUCUCUUUUGUCCUUAUGUUCGUUCGGUUGCCCACUCCUCGAGAGUCGGUCAAGUCUUACCAAACGAACGAGGCGUAUACAGCAUUUCGGGCAAUUCUUUGCGUCUGAAUAACAGAAAAGGAACACCUAAAUGGGAGUUUAAAGAUCCUGACGCUGUUGACUUCCAAAGUAUGAUCUUUCAAAACAGGACAAGUCCCGAAAUAGUAAUUGGCGGCUACCAACAAAAAAUCAUGGCGAUCAAUGCCGACAGGGGAACUGUGACACAUAAGAACAAAUAUCCAUCAGACGUAUUUAUUAUGCGAAGAAAUCGUUUACUCUGUUGUGGUUCUGGAAACGGCGAGGUUGUUCUUUACGACCCGUCUUCUUUUCAGCCGAUUACUAAACUGGUUGCUCAUACUGGUGCACUGUCUGAUUUGGAUACCUCUGGCAACUUGUUAUUGACAUGCGGCUACUCUGUGCGUCAUGGCUCUUACAUAAUUGAUCCAUUUGUCAAGGUUUGGGACCUACGAAAUCUAUCCUCGCUUGUACCUGUACCCUUUCCUUCUGGCCCAAGUUUGGUCAGAAUGCAUCCAAAGCUUUCAACUACAGCUAUUAUUUGUUCUGCUACUGGACAGUUCCACAUUGUUGAUACUGGCAAUUCUAUCGACGCAAAACUGCAGCAGGUUACUUUAAAUUCUUACCUCACAAAUAUGGACGUUUCCUCCUCUGGUGACGCCAUUGCAUUUACGGACAUGGAGAAUAAUGUUCAUCUAUGGGCAAUGCAGGAUUCACCUUCUUUCAGUGAAUUUAAGUUGCCCGUUCCCUGGGAAGAAAAUACUCAUGAAGUAAAUCUUGAGAUGAACGAUGAUACACCCCUUAACUCUAUUGGAAUGCCAUUCUACAAAGAAGAGCUUCUGUCUGCAUGGUCAGGCUAUUCAGUUGUCGAUGCAGGAAAGCCAGAUAUUUCGUCGAAUGAUCUGUUUGCAGCCCAACUUUCAAACAAAGCCGUCCCUUCCUCUCAGGAUAUGAAAGUUACUCGAAGAAACCAAACAGUUGAAGUACCAUGGCUUGGAAGAUGCCCCCCUCAAAAUACAGCAACCCCGAGAUUCCGCAGUGAACGUCAAAAGGAUAUUAUUAAGGGUAGUGAUCAUCCCGAUAAUGUUAGUUUCUUUGAGGAACUUGAAGAUUCAGAAUCAGGACCUACUACCAUUCCACUUUUCUACAAAAAGCCAGAGAUUCGAUACAGCAAGUUUGGAAUUGAGGAUUUUGACUUUGCAUUUUACAACAAAACAAGAUUUGCGGGCUUGGAAACCGAUAUUGCGAAUUCUUACUGUAACCCGGUUUUGCAACUCUACAAUUACAUUCCUGUUUUUCAACGUGCAGCUAUUCUGCACUCAAUGGGUUCCUGUCCCUUAAUGAACUGUUUACUGUGCGAACUCGGUUUCCUUUUUGCCAUGCUGAAGGACAGUAAUGGUCAAAAUUGUCAAGCAACAAACUUUCUUCGUACUUUCUCCGCUUCCUCAUUAGCACGCACAGUGGGCAUUGUUUUUGAUGAGGAAAAUGAAGUUAAUAUUCAGACAAGUGCUGUCAUCCAAGCUUGUAAUCGUUUUUUGCUAACCGAAGUUUCCCGUUGCUUGGAGUACGAAAUUAAAUCCGUCAAUAGUCGAGGACCACUUUCACAGCUUGUGAAUAGUUUCGCUGUGAUAGAGAUCCGUACGUACAGAUGCAGUAUCUGUGGUGUUACAUCUGAAAAGGAACAAACAUCGUAUCCUGUUUUAGAUCUGCAAUAUCCUUCACAUCAAUUGGAAACCGUUGUUUCCUUUGAAUGGUUACUGAAGCUGAGUUUUGACCAACGAAUUGAUUUGUCGCCUCGGUGGUGCAAUCAUUGCAAAAGUCAUCAACCGUUCCUUAUGCGUAGCACCGUAAAGGAACCACCUCCAGUAUUUUUCAUCCAUACGAAUAUUCAAAGUGAGAAGCAAUGGAAUCUUUGGGCUAGAAAGGAUUGGCUCCCUACCGAACUUUAUUUCUAUACUAUAAACGAUUCUUUGCAAUGCGUUCCUCGGAAACAAGUGAAUAUUCUUGGACUUCCAAAAUCAAAAUUAAUGCUUUAUCGUUUACGAGGAGCCGUUCAUGAGAUACGUGAUGAUACUUCUUCGCGGUCGCAUUUUGUUUCUGUUAUUCGAGUUUCAGACAACUUAGCACGUAAUGACAACGACGACUGUUACAUUUUUAAUGACUUUUUGGUGAAAAAGAUUAGCACUGAGGAGGCACUGACGGUGCACGGACAGUGGAAGGUUCCUGCAGUCCUGUGUUUUGAGCGUGUCAAUUUUGAAAUGCCAGAGAUGCAUGAGGAACCAGACUCGUCCAUCUUACACAAACCAUAUUCAGUGAAUGAGCCUUCCCCAGAGUUAAAUAAAACAGUUCCUCUAAAAGAAGAUGAACACUUGGGACCCAAUAGUAUUAUUGGUAUAGAUUCUGAAUUUGUUGCUCUUCAGCCUGAGGAAACUGAGGUUAGGAGCGACGGAUCAAAAGCUACCGUGAAACCAAGUAAGCUUUCCCUGGCUCGAGUUUCGGUGGUCCGUGGUGACGGACCCUUAAAAGGCGUUGCUUUCAUUGAUGACUAUGUCGCGACAGAGGAGCACAUCGCGGAUUAUUUGACGGAGUUUUCCGGAAUACACCCUGGUGAUUUGGAUCCAAAAACAUCUCGUCAUUCUCUUGUUCCAUUAAAGAUUGCGUACAAAAAACUUCGUAUGCUUGUUAAUGCUGGAUGCAAAUUUGUGGGCCAUGGAUUACAGAAAGAUUUCCGUAUCAUCAAUAUUCUUGUUCCACCAUCGCAAGUUAUCGAUACUGUUGACUUGUUUUUCAUCGCAUCUCGGCAACGAAAACUAUCACUAAAGUUCUUGGCUUGGUACCUGUUGGAUGAAGAUAUCCAGUUAGAAGAACAUGAUUCUAUAGAGGAUGCACUAUCUGCAUUAAAACUUUAUGACUGCUACAAUAACUUGCGUUCCUCACUCACAUUUGAAAAGACGCUCGAAGAGAUCUACGAUGUUGGACGGCUUCACAAAUACCGGCCACCUUCAAGUGUAUCUGCAAUGGAAAAGUCCAUAGAGAUUGAAGAACCGUAGAAAUAGUUUCAGUCAACUGGAACUUUGUAAAAGAUAUUAAAUGAAGUUUUAAUGCAUCUGAUCGUUUACGGUCCUUAAAUAAGCGGG